Messenger RNA from Candoia aspera, 465 nucleotides. Its product is annotated as cytochrome c oxidase subunit 7B, mitochondrial. Gene Ontology annotation, cellular component: mitochondrion; respiratory chain complex IV. NCBI's taxonomy places the organism in Eukaryota, Metazoa, Chordata, Lepidosauria, Squamata, Candoiidae. The record is from RefSeq and is a predicted model, not a curated record. The transcript has 3 exons. Gene Ontology annotation, biological process: mitochondrial electron transport, cytochrome c to oxygen. The coding region runs from base 100 to 339 and encodes 79 amino acids.
CGCAGUAGUGCGACUUCCGACCCGGCGGCCAUUUUAUUCUUCGCUUUCCUGCCGAGGUGACCCGAGAAGGGAGUUGGGCCUUCGGAGAGACGCGGGAGAAUGUUCCCUUUGGUGCGAAGAGCCCUGGCCCUUUCGGCCCGUGGCAUUCAGCAUACUGUGACGAGACAGGCUCACCGCAAACUUGAACCUGACUUCCACGACAAGUAUGGCAACCUCGUUCUCAUUAGUGGGCUGGCAUUUGGUAUUGGCACUUGGGCCUAUGCUUGCAUUCAGCUUCCAAUUACAUGGAAUUUCUCUCCAGUUGGCCAACUUACUCCAAAGGAAUGGAGAGAAGACUAGAGGUGACUUUGUGAUGGGAAUUGGGAAGGAAUCUGAGCUGUAUUUGUGCCACCCCUCCCUGGCACUCUUCUCUGUGUUAUGUAUGAUGUAAUAAAUGUAUUGAAAAUAAACAACUUUGAAUCAUAA